CUUCGAAGGGUGAACAUCGCAAGCUGCCUGCUCCUCCCUCCUCUCACGUGUGGGUCGUCCAUUACUUUAAACAUGGCCAGUGUGAUUCGCCGAGCUCUGGUCCUUGCCCUCUUCGGAGUGGCUUCCGCUGCUUACCUCGGAGACCUCCAGGCUCAGCCAUCCAACCAGUUCUCCUCCUUCAACGGCAACGGGGGCUACGGGGGUAACAACGGAGGCAGUAACAACGGUGGAUACGGCGGCGGCAACGGAGGAAGUACCAACGGGGGAUUCGGUGGCGGGAAUGGCGGUUUCGGCGGCGGGAACGGCGGUUUCGGUGGCGGGAACGGCGGCGGCCGAGGAGCUGGAUACGGCGGGGGAAACAACGGAGGCUUUGGCAACGGAGGAAACGGGUUCGGCAACGGAGGACAGAACAACGGAGGCUACGGAAGCGGGGAUCCCAUCGCUGACCUGGCCGACGCUAUCCCAGGGGGAGGCGUCCCAGGGCAGGACUACCCCAUCCUGGCCUCCGUCCCCGCCACCGGCUUCUCCUGCGACGGACAACUGCCUGGAUAUUACGCUGACACCGCUCCCGAGGCCGGCUGCCAGGUGUUCCACAUCUGCCAGGAGGGAGGCAGGAUGGACUCCUUCCUUUGUCCCAACGGCACAGUCUUCAACCAGCAAUACUUCGUGUGCGAUUGGUGGUACAACUUUGACUGUUCCACGGCUGAACAGUUCUACGCUUUGAACGCCGAGAUCGGCAAGGUCGACAACGGUAACGGAAAUGGCUAUGGCAAUGGCAACACUGGCUUCGGAGGAGGCAGUGGCAACACUGGCUUCGGAGGAGGCAACACUGGCUUCGGAGGAGGCAGUGGCAACACCGGCUUCGGAGGCGGCAAUGGCUAUGGCAACGGCAGGGGCAACACCGGCUUCGGAGGCAACGGCAACACCGGCUUCGGAGGCAACGGCAACACCGGCUUCGGAGGCGGCAGCGGCUAUAGCAACGGCAAUGGCAACAACGGAGGCAACUUGGGCGCCGCUUCCAACCUUCAAGGAUCGUAUUCAGCCCCCGGUGGCAACAAUGGCAACGGAGGAUCUCCUUCUUCUUCUUACAACACCCCGAGGCAGAACGGCAAUGGCAGCGGCAACCGAAACGGCGGCUUCGGCAGCAGAAACAACGGGGGAUUCGGUGGCAACGGGAACGGCAACGUCCAGGCUCCCUCUGGACUGUACCAAACCCCAGGAAAGUAAGAGAGACAUUUGUACCUGAACGGAAACCUCGACCUAGGUUUCCCGAAUGAAUCCCGGUGGUUGAUGCGCGAAACACGUUCUUCUAUCUCGUCACGUCAGAAAGUAUUUUUAUAUUAAUCGCUUUAAUUAAUGGUUUAAGUGGAAUCGGCGCGAAGGCCUUGCGUUCACCACGUGCUCCACAGGAUGUAGAAGGAUUUAUACUGAACGAAUUUACGUUCUCACGCACACGCACGCAUGCAUACGCGCACAGGUACAUACGUACACACACACACACACGCACACACUCAUACGUACACAAACACGUACACGCGUUCGCAGAGACAUAAUAUCUAUAUGGAUAUACAUAUAUGAAACAUACAUAAGUAAACACACACACACACACACAUACAUAUA
Molecule: messenger RNA, 1620 nt
Organism: Penaeus vannamei (Pacific white shrimp)
Lineage: Eukaryota; Metazoa; Arthropoda; Malacostraca; Decapoda; Penaeidae
Cellular component (GO): extracellular region
Molecular function (GO): chitin binding
Source: RefSeq, a predicted model, not a curated record